UCAGAAAUGUUGAGACAAAAACGUAUGAACAGGUAUGAAGACAUUUUUUAGGUUAAGAUUUCAGUCGAAAUUCACGAGCGGCACCAAAAUUCCAACUGGUUACCUUUUAAGAAACUGUGAAAAGUUUUCAAUUGCGACAUGGAAACCCAGAAGGAUUCAAAUAGCUUAGGAACUAAAACAUCCUAUGCCGGUAUACCUAAAGCUGAAUUUGUUGAAGAUGUGGAUGCAUACAUGGCUCGGCCAGAAAACAACAGCCAUGUCGAUGAAGUGCUAAAAAAACUGGACGGUCAACAUGCAAAGUAUAAGUUUAUGGAAUACAACCUUAUAGCUAAGAAAACACGAUUGCAAAGCCAAGUUCCUGAACUGAAAAGAUCAAUGACAGUGAUCGAAAAAUUGGGAAAGCAAACAGAAGAGUUUGAUACCCAAUUUCUACUGAGUGAACAGGUCCUUGCCAGAGCGAAAGUACCUCCGACUCAAAAUGUAUGUUUGUGGCUCGGGGCUAAUGUAAUGUUGGAGUAUACCUUGGAAGAUGCCAAGAAACUUUUGACUCAAAAUAUAGCUGCUGCUGAAACCAAUUUGGAAUUUGUUAACCAGGACUUGGAUUUUCUUAGGGAUCAGUUUACAACCACAGAAGUCAAUAUGGCAAGAGUAUUUAAUUGGGAUGUUAAAAGGAGACAAGCAGCCAAAGCAGCAUCAAAAUAAUAAUGUGUGCAUUAAAGUGAAUUUAGUUUCGUUCUUAAGUUCUUUGAUCUUUGACUAACUUAGUGUACCGGGACGAUUGCAUAAGUGUACACUGUAACAACAGUCGCUUUAAUAUUUUGUGAAAUUGUACUUUUUCUCUAUCGGUAACCGAGCAUAUGAAUGGAUUUUCACAAUGUUGAGGCAUAUGUUUUCGGUAUACACCUAAAAUAGUUUUGACCGUUUGCUUGCUUACUUACUUACUACUUAAUAUAAUUUGAUAUAUUUUGCACA
This is a messenger RNA of Dendroctonus ponderosae (mountain pine beetle), 972 nucleotides long. It is a transcript of the gene mgr, whose product is annotated as prefoldin subunit 3. The transcript has 3 exons. Gene Ontology annotation, biological process: microtubule-based process; tubulin complex assembly; protein folding. Bases 139 to 702 code for a protein of 187 amino acids. Gene Ontology annotation, molecular function: tubulin binding. Gene Ontology annotation, cellular component: cytoplasm; prefoldin complex. NCBI's taxonomy places the organism in Eukaryota, Metazoa, Arthropoda, Insecta, Coleoptera, Curculionidae. The record is from RefSeq and is a predicted model, not a curated record.